Molecule: messenger RNA, 558 nt
Organism: Amborella trichopoda
Lineage: Eukaryota; Viridiplantae; Streptophyta; Magnoliopsida; Amborellales; Amborellaceae
Source: RefSeq, a predicted model, not a curated record
GAGGUGGGGGCGGGCCUGGUUUUGGAGGUCCAGGAGGAGGAGGAGGGGGCGGACCUGGCUUUGGAGGUCCUGGUUUUGGGGGUGGUCCUGGUUUUGGACCUCCAGGGUUCGGACCAGGGCCGGGCUUCGGCCCUCCUAUUCUUGGAAACUACUGGGGAGGUGGUCUGUUUGGUUGUUUCGAACAACUGCUACAGAUCUUGUGUUGCUGCUGGCUAUUUCAAGCAUGUUGUGGAGGGUGCUGCCCACAGUUUUAUGGGCCGCCUGGACCGCCCGGACGACCUUUUUAGUUUACACGAAUGUUAGUCAUAGACCUUAUCAAAAGUGGCUACUUACUUUUCAUUUGCUUCUAUAACCUUUUCUUUUUUUUACUUGUUUGCAAGUCAUUUGAAGAUUUCUAUGUCAGUCAUUAUUAGUGAGUGGUCGUAUUUUCUAUGUUCUUAACGUGUUUGAGUUACAUCAUACUUCAUAUGAAAUUAAACUCUUUUAAUAAGACUGAAUUGCCAAUUAAACUGUAUGUUUGGGAAGACCACUAAAAAUGAAAUGUUACUUUUUGAAAGA